This is a messenger RNA of Cataglyphis hispanica, 1526 nucleotides long. RefSeq names its product inositol monophosphatase 1-like. Bases 99 to 959 code for a protein of 286 amino acids. The record is from RefSeq and is a predicted model, not a curated record. Gene Ontology annotation, molecular function: inositol monophosphate 1-phosphatase activity. Gene Ontology annotation, biological process: inositol metabolic process; signal transduction; phosphatidylinositol phosphate biosynthetic process. The transcript is spliced from 5 exons. NCBI's taxonomy places the organism in Eukaryota, Metazoa, Arthropoda, Insecta, Hymenoptera, Formicidae.
AGACGGUAUUUUAACUGGAGCGAUACAUUUCGCGGUACAUUAUUUGCAAACUUGUUGAAGAAGCUGGAUAUCGUGCAAAUUCGAAAAAAAUCGUGAAGAUGACGACUCGAGAGGAACUCGAUUACUGCUACGAAUUCGUCUUGGAUCUCAUCAUAGAAUCUGGAAAGGUGAUACGUGAUGCUUUCCAAGAAUCUAAAAAAAUUGAAACAAAAGCUGGCGAUUGGGAUUUAGUGACGCAGUACGACCGAAAAAUCGAAGCGAUUCUAAUCGAUAAUCUAGCAAAAAGAUUUCCUACACAUAAUUUUAUCGGCGAGGAAACAGUGUCACAUUCCAAUUUUCUGCCGGAGCUUACAAACGCGCCUACGUGGAUCAUCGAUCCGAUCGACGGUACAACGAAUUUUGUACAUUCUUUCCCACACACCUGCAUAUCAAUCGCAUUAGCUGUGAAUAAGGAACUGGAGAUUGGAAUAGUUUAUAAUCCCGUUUUAGAGCAGUUGUUCACCGGCAGACGAGGCCAUGGAGCAUUCCUCAAUACAAAACCGAUCAAGAGCUCAAAUGUGGAAGAACUCGAGCAUUCCUUGCUAUGCUUGGAGGCCUCGUACGCGACUAUCGAGGAUAUUCGCGAUAUCAUCUUGGGAAGAUUGGAAGCUUUCGUCUCGAUAGCGCAUGGAAUAAGGACUAUGGGUUCGGCGGCUUUAACAUUAUGUCAUGUAGCUAUGGGAGCUGUCGAGGGUUAUCAUUCUGACAAUCUGAUGCCGUGGGACGUAGCCGCGGGUGUUCUUAUCAUCAGGGAAGCUGGCGGUGUAGUGAUAGAUACAAAUGGUGGAGAGUUCAACGUUAUGUCACCGAAAGUUUUAGCAGUUGGUAAUUACAGACUAGCGAGAGAACUCGUGAAAUUAAUAAAACACGCAGAUCUCAAAACCCACCAAAGAAGCCUGUUGUUGCAAGCAACGAAAUAAUGUUCCUACAUAUAUUAAAGACAAGUCUUGGAAUAACUAUAUCAUUUACAAGAAUAUGUUUUAUAUUUAAUAUUAUUUAAAAUUAUUGAAACAUUUAUAUAUAUAUAUAUGUAAUUGUUGUAUAAGAUAUAUUAUCGUAGUGAAUUGUGUGUAUACGUAUUAAUAUUAGAUAACUAUACUACAUAUAUAAAUUAUAAAUUAAUUGUGUAGACAAAUAUAUGUAUAUAUAUAUAUAUAUAUAUAUAUAUAUAUAUAUAUAUAUGUAUUGAAUUUAAUUGUAUAUACAAAGCAUCUUCUGGUUUAAACAUUUUCAAAUUGGACGCAUCGUGUCUAUAAAGUCAACAGAGUCUUACGUAAUUUUGUUUAUUUUCCAUUCGCUGAUAACAUUGCUAAUUCUUCUCACUAAAGUUACGAUGCACGAAUAUCUCAUUGUAAGAUACGACGUGUCAUGAUAUGAAAAUGCUAAACCUAGAAGUGAAGAUGUUCUUGACGCUUCUUAUAGUGUAUAGCAUCAAUUAUUAAAAAAAAAAAAACAAAUAAAUAAAUGAAAAAAAUGAAAAAGAAUGA